AUGGAGGUCGCUCGUACCUCCUUGAUCCAUGCGGCUGCCCCCCACUUUCUGUGGCCGUUUGCGGUCCGAUACGCUGCGCAUCAGCUCAACGUCUGGCCCCGUGUCUCCGUUCCGGAGACUUCGCCGACACUGCGUUGGACGGGAGAGGUUGGCGAUGCGUCGCGUUUUCGGUCUGGGGAUCUCGAGCUUUUGUCCGCGAUACGUCCGCGGACAAGCUCUCCUCCCGCGCUGUUCCUUGUGUCUUCCUGGCUUUGUCCCGGACGCGUCUGGUUGGCAGUUUUACCACGCCACCCGCGCCGUGUCCUGCCCUCUCAGGACGUCACUUUCGACGAGUCGGUCUCCUACUACCGCCUCUUCCCCUACCGCACUGCCCCGCUCCCCCCCCCGCCUCUCUUCCUCGCACCAGGUGCUACUGUGGUAGACCCCCUCCCCCUCAGGGUGCCGCUCCCUCAGGUGUGUCCCAGGAGCCUCUCCUCGCAGCAGCUACGUGAGAGGUACUUACAGUACUGCAGCCUCAGGAGGGGUGCUUCUGGAGCUCGGAGUGCUGCUGGAGCUGGUGCUCGUGCUUCCCCUCCUAGGCGGGAGCUGCCCUCUCCCCAGCGGCUCCGAGAGUGGUACGCUCGGCGCAACAGUCUCCGGAGUGGCGCUCCCGGUGUCGCGGACCCUGGUGCUGCUGCUGCUAGCGGUGCUGCUGGCGUUGCUGGAGGUGCUGCUGGUGCUGGUGCUGCUGGAGCUGCUGGAGGUGCUCCUGCUGCUGGCGGUGCUGCUGGCGCUGCUCGAGGUGCUGCUGGUGCUGGAGCUGCUGGAGCUGCUGGUGGUGCUGCUGCUGCUGGCGGUACUGCUGGCGCUGCUGGAGGUGCUGCUGGUGCUGGUGCUGCUGGAGCUACUGGAGGUGCUGCUGCUGCUGGCGGUGCUGCUGGCGCUGCUGGAGGUGCUGCUGGUGCUGGUGCUGCUGGAGCUGCUGGAGGUGCUGCUGCUGCUGGUGGUGCUGCUGGCGCUGCUGGAGGUGCUGCUGGUGCUGGAGCUGCUGGAGGCACUGCUGCUGCUGGCGGUGCUGCUGGAGCUGCUGGAGCGUCCUCUCUUCCUGCUCUCGCUGACCAGGAGACUGACUCUCUUCGUGCUGCCAGUCCUACUGUCACGCGUCUCCUUGCCACUGUUGUCACUGACCCUUCCUUUGAGUCCUCUGUUGCGUCUGCUCUAGUCGCUGAGCUUGUUGACUUUGCUGCUGCCUGUCGUCUAGACUACGCCGCUAGCCUUGUUGCUGAGUCUGAGUCUGUCUGUCCUCCGUCUGUCGGGGGUGAGUGUGCUCUUGGCACGGACGUCCUUGAGGACAGACAGGAGGAGUUUGAGUGCUUUGCCGCUGCUUUACCUCAUCUCGUGUCCAUGCUGAUUGCCCCUGAGGGAGACCCGGAUGCACCAGACAUCCCGACCCCACGCUCCUACGCAGAGGCGAUGGAGGGUCCCUACUCCUCUCAGUGGCAGACAGCCAUGGACGCAGAGAUGGCUUCCUGGAAGUCCACAGGCACCUACGUUGACGAGGUUCCCCCACCUAGGGCGAACAUCGUCAGUGGCAUGUGGAUUUUCAGGGUGAAGCGGCCGCCGGGUUCUCCGCCUGUCUUCAAGGCGCGUUACGUUGCACGAGGCUUCAGUCAGCGAGAGGGAGUUGACUUCUUCCAGACCUUCUCCCCGACCCCGAAGAUGACCACUCUUCGGGUUCUGCUGCACGUCGCCGCUCAGCGUGACUACGAGCUCCACUCUCUUGACUUCAGCACUGCUUUCCUACAGGGCAGCCUGCACGAGGAGAUCUGGCUGCGCCGCCCACCUGGCUUCACUGGGUCGUUCCCUCCUGGUACCCAGUGGAGCCUCCGGCGGCCGGUCUACGAUCUCCGCCAGGCACCCCGUGAGUGGCACGACACACUGAGGACUACUCUUGCUGCUCUUGGCUUUGCUCCUUCUACUGCUGACCCGUCGCUGUUUCUACGCACCGACACCACUCUGCCGCCGUUCUACGUUCUUGUUUACGUAGACGACUUGGUCUUUGCUACUGCUGACACUGAGGCACUCGCCCACGUGAAGUCGGAACUGCAGAAGAGACACACGUGCACAGACCUGGGUGAACUGACAAGCUAUCUUGGCUUGCGGAUCACCGGGACAGAGCACAGCGCACCAUUACCUUGA
Messenger RNA from Closterium sp. Naga37s-1, 2178 nucleotides. NCBI's taxonomy places the organism in Eukaryota, Viridiplantae, Streptophyta, Zygnematophyceae, Desmidiales, Closteriaceae. The record is from the annotation of a GenBank genome assembly.